CUCCGCUCCCCAUGACGAUUUAGCAAGGUCGUGCGAGGCCGUUCCGGACUGCACUUGCUUUAUAUCGGAUUCAGACGAAGCCUCACACUGACCCAGUUACAAACAUGGUUCCCGCUCCGGUAUCUGCUUUGGCGCAAAGCGAGUCGAAAACAAGACUCUUCCAACGGUUGCACUUGUGUGAAGAUGAUCGAGCCCACAAGGAGCUCUAUAGUCUAAUGAAGAGGGAAGCUGUGGCGGGUAGGAAACGGCUCAUUGAAAAGGAGAGCGCAGGGUCACCCAUCAACGAGACAGCAACGCACGCUGAGAUCUUACGUAUCUACAAGCUCGCAAGCCCAGAGACUCGGACCAUUUACGACCUCGGAAAAGAUACAGAUGGACCGGAGGAGGAGAAUUGGGUGAUCCGGUGGCUACUGUGGCAUUCCUUUCGAUACCGAGACCAACGCAACAAUCGCAUUCGAGGCGGCAACACAGCUCCUGGCAAUCAGGCGAAUGACGAUGAUGAGUCGAGCGGCGCAUGCAGCAGUGCACAGUCAGUGACUCCAGACCAGGAGCAGGAUAGCAAUGGCUCCGAGAAUGCAUCCGCGCGCCGGAACGAGUACUGGGACCCGGUGCGCAACCAAUGGGUGUCACGGUCACCGUAGCUCUGCCUAUGGAACUGGAUGGAAGGCUCGGAUGGCGACGAUUACCGAUCGAGACGCACAUGCCCCCAGUCUACACGCCUGCACCACUGUCGUAUUGAGCGUGACGAAGGCUUGGGUAAACACAUCCAUUGCUGCCUGCGCGACGGCUGCUGAAGGGCAUUGCACAGAUUGGGGCAUUGCGAAGGGGCUAUGCUCGGCUAGGAGACACUGCAGCGAGGCUGCAAGCAGAAUGAUGCCAGUAUUAUGAUAUUUGUUGCUAAUCGAGUAAUUGCAACGCAGCCAGGAUGGCGGUGACGGCUCUUCGGUCGGCUCUUCGGUCGGUUCGGUCUGGGUGAUGGCUGCGGUAGCAAUGUGACAGCUGCUGCUCUGCGCACGUCCCUAGCGCCGGUGGACAUGGCUAGCUUCUGAAGUGCAUAGGCGAUGUUUCCCAUGUGUGCUUGUGCCUCUCUCGAACUCCCCCCGGAAUGCAGGCGUCGCAUUCGCACAGCUGUCGCCGU
Messenger RNA from Cercospora beticola, 1138 nucleotides. RefSeq lists its product as uncharacterized. NCBI's taxonomy places the organism in Eukaryota, Fungi, Ascomycota, Dothideomycetes, Mycosphaerellales, Mycosphaerellaceae. The record is from RefSeq and is a predicted model, not a curated record.